UCGAUUCUCGAUUCGUUACAUGUAACUUCAUGCGGCAACAGAUAUGGGGCACUGCUCCGUGAAUAACCUCGCAGCAUUGGAACAUUGGAACAUCGCAACUCGUACAAAUUGGAAUAUAUAAAAAAAUCUUUAGAAGAUUUAUUCUAAUUUUUCUGAGAAUUCAAUCGUACGAUUCAUCACGGCAACAGCAUACCACUUAUUCGGCUACGAACGAUUUUGCUUUUGCGAAACCGUUCGUAAAUUUGCACCUUGACCCGAAGACGUGUCGAUAUUUUGUGUCAUCGGAACCAAGAAGAAUAAAUUUCUUUCGAAGGCUGUAAGGAUAAGUGCAUAACAAUCGUUUAGACUUACAGCAGCGAUUGACGAUAAUUUUUAUUAAUCUGCGAUCUGGGGGCGCACGACGACUUGUAUUGCGUGAACGAUGACAGGACCCAACUUUACAUGAGGUUAGAUUAGGUCGUUUAGAAUAUUGUUCCAUGUUCAUCUUGUGUAGAACGCUUCUUUAACGGUCUCCAUUUAUAUUUCCAUUUCGUCCCGUUGACGAAAUCUCGCCAAUUGGCGACCGGUCAAAUGGAGACGCACGAGAACGAGCAGUUCGUGACGUUUCCUCUCGCUGACGUGCACGAUGCCAUACAGGAGAACAUGAUAUCUCAUGAAGAAAUAUGCGAGCCCAGCGUCGACGAUUGCGUCCUCCAAGAAGACCUUGUGGAGGUCUCAGUGGGCAAUGUCAGUGCCGACUUAACGGAGCCACAAAGCGAGAUACUUGCAGAGCAGUCAGAUGCAGAAGAUGACAAUCAAGUUGUGUAUCCAAUGUAUAUCAAACAAGAGGAACAACAGCAGUACACAUCAGGUGACGACGAGUCCAUGGCAGUGGAGGCCCUACGUCAAUUGGGUGGUAUGUAUCCCUGCUUCGAGAACAAGAAGAUCAGCUGCCCCACAUGUAAGAAUCUCUUCAAUCAGGAUGAGUUAGCCAAGCAUCAAUCUACAUGCACUACUCCUAAGUUAUCCUGCACUACUUGCGGUGAGAGCUUCGAGAGAAAGAUAGAUCUGAACAACCAUAUGGUCUGUCAUCAGGUGGAUCGUCCUCAUGCAUGUAGAACAUGUGGCAAUUUGUUCCGUUCUAAGAGUAGCUUACAGUCACACAUGCAGCAGGUGCACCAGGCUGAGCGACUGCACAAGUGCACGAUUUGUGGCUCUGACUUCCAAAGACCCUCCAGCCUGUCUAAUCACAUGAAGAUACAUACCUACAUCGCGGGACGCGCGGUCAUGCAGUCGCAAAGUAGCAACAUGUCACAGUCUGCUCAAGAAUCAUUCCGGAAGUGGCCAGACACGGACACGUCCGAUUCGCAGAACGCUUCCCAGGUGCCGACGGUGCAUUCUGUACAGAAUUACGAUGUGUGUCAAGUACAGUGGCCGGUGUCGUACAAUUUUCAGGGCGAGCAGUCGACUGUCACCACGAUGGCGAAUCACCAGGAGAAGAUAGACGCGCUGCAGGAGUUCACGGUGAUGUCUAACGGCGAGGUGGCGCAGUUCGAGUACACGGAACAGAACAGCAUCGGCAACGCGGUCAGCGGUCAGCAAUACAAUCUGACGUUGAACUCGUUUGACGGCCACGACCGGGUGGUGAAGGUCGAGACACUCUCGACCUACGACGAUAACAGAAGGAACUACGUGGAGAUCGAGACGAACAACGGCAAGCAGCAACCACAACAGCAGCAGUACAUAUGCAAACACUGUGGUGUUGUGUUGGCACGUGCGACAGCAUUAGCGUCUCACGAGAAGAUCCACCAUACUACCAAGAACUGGAAUAUGCCGAUCGAGUGCGAAUACUGUGACAAGCAGUUCCAAGACGGCAAUCACCUGGCGACUCACCAGACUACCUGCGCCAAGAAGAUCAUGCGGAACAACCUCGAACAAGGUGUGGCCAAUAACAAGUGGGGAAAGCACGCUUGCUCCGAUUGCGGCAAGAAGUUCACGACGAAACAGAAGAUGUUCCGCCACCAAUGGAUCCAUAGGAAGAAGACGCAUUCGUGCGAGGUAUGCGGCACGCAGUUCGAGAAGCAGUCCCAGCUGGACGAGCACCGGCUGUCGGCGCAUCCCGCCGACACGCCGCACACUUGCACGGAGUGCGGCAAGAGUUUCGUGUCUCGUCAAGGUCUCUGGGAGCAUGGGAGAACUCACGUAGGUAGCCCGGCGCAUUUUCAAUGUGACAAAUGCUUGAAGACGUUCUCCUCCCGCCAGGGAUAUCUGAUACACAACCGCACGCACACGGGUGAACGGCCAUACGGCUGCAAGUUUUGCUGGAAGUCCUUUCGGGACGGCGGGACUCUUAGAAAACAUGAGCGGAUCCACACUGGCGAGAGGCCGCACGUGUGCCCGUUAUGCUCACGGGCGUUCAACCAGAAGGUAGUGCUUCGUGAGCACGUGCGCUGGGUGCAUGCAGCGGGUAAGAACGAGACCGAGGAUCUCGAGCCGCCGUUUAGCUGCACGCUGUGCGGCGUCAUGAAUCAGGACCGCGACGAGCUCUGCGCACACAUUGUCAAGCAUUCCGAUCAGAUGAUAGCCGAGGCCAAGGCGAAGUGUGUCAACCACCCGAAGCCAAAGUUGCCCAGGAAGAAGACUAGGACCAAAGCCAAGUCGUCGUCGUCUUCGUCGACGUCGUCGCGUGUUAAGACGCCGAACAAGCGUGAUCCAUUGAACCACUUCAUCUCGAAGACGGAGCAAAAUGAAGCCUUGCAAUCAAUCACGGACAACGCGGACAAAUCGAGCGAUCUGCAUGUGAUGAACGAGAAGCCGGAGAACGCUUUCGUCGUAGUAACUACGGAAAAGCGCAAUGACGGCUUCAUCGCGAUAUCCGAAUUUAAGCAUAGCAACAUACGGUUCAUAGUGGAGGGCAAGCAGGACGACAACAUCCACGUGCUCCACGUGGAUCAGAAUCACCGGGGAUCCCUCAACGUGAUCGCCACGCCGGAGUGCAGCGAUGCGACGCAGUCGGUGAUGUCGGUGGAAGAGCCCGCGAGUGGUGUACUUGAUGAGGCAAUUGGACGUGACGACAUGACGGCGAUGCACCUCAUCCAGACGUCUCCCAGUGGACAGAACACCCUGAACAUAAUAUCGAAGCAGAACGAGUCGUUGCCGGUUCUGGCGAUACCGAAUCCAGAGAGCCACAGCGAUUACUCCAGCCAAAUCGUGCAGGACGAGCAGAAUCGCUUGAUGCAGGAUGAAGCCUCGCAGACGGACAUUCAGCUCGAGGAGUACCAGAGUGACGACGUUGGUGACUUUGGCUGCGAGAUCUGUGGAGAGGAGUUCGACGAGAAAGACGCGCUGAAGGAACACAUCAAGAUUCACAUAUAAUUAUCGUCUGCCACUCUGUCCAGGUUUUUGGAUACUUCGCAUGCUAAUUGUUCUGGAACGUGUAGACUGUAACGAAAGUAACGCACAAUGAAUGCAAUAAUCCCUUACUGCCAGUGACCUUAAAUCGCAUGGGAUUCACCUAUAGGAACAUUUCCGACUAGUCUAUAUACUUUCUGAAGUGUUUUAGGCUAGUCUCUAGGAAUGAAAAGCGAGGUGGCAGAGAUGCAGCAGUAUAGAACGAAGUUUUGCUGUCGUAAAAUUAUAACUGUACAUAAUGUGUAAGAUAGAUAUAUUUAUUGAAUCAAGAGAUAGGCUAAGUAUAAAUUGAAUAAUUUUACUUAUAUCUUUUAUCUUUUAGUCUUGACUUUUACUUAAAAUGUGUAUCUGUCUUAUUCGUUUUUCUCUUUUUUCGUAGGGUGCAAUUAUUUGACGAUUUAUCAAUUCGUGAAAACACAGGGGAAAAUUCUUUUUUAUGUUUAAUUAUAAAAUAAACAGGAAAUUUAAUUUGUUAGUAUAUGGUUCAUCGUGACUGAUAGGAGAACUAAUUUUUGUAUUUCUACA
Messenger RNA from Harpegnathos saltator (Jerdon's jumping ant), 3915 nucleotides. RefSeq names its product zinc finger protein 184. The record is from RefSeq and is a predicted model, not a curated record. The coding region runs from base 571 to 3354 and encodes 927 amino acids. Gene Ontology annotation, cellular component: nucleus. Gene Ontology annotation, biological process: regulation of transcription by RNA polymerase II. Gene Ontology annotation, molecular function: DNA-binding transcription factor activity, RNA polymerase II-specific; RNA polymerase II transcription regulatory region sequence-specific DNA binding. Lineage: Eukaryota; Metazoa; Arthropoda; Insecta; Hymenoptera; Formicidae. The transcript has 2 exons.